This is a messenger RNA of Rotaria socialis, 900 nucleotides long. Lineage: Eukaryota; Metazoa; Rotifera; Eurotatoria; Philodinida; Philodinidae. The record is from the annotation of a GenBank genome assembly.
AUGACACGUAUCAAUCGAGAACAUCUGCAAAAGCGGAUUGUACAACACUACAUCAACGUAGCAAACAAACAAAAACAAAUCACCGUAAAUCAUUUUUUACAAGAAAAGAUUUCUCGGCAAACUAUCUACAGCAUCAUUAAGAAGUAUGAAGAAUCAGGCUAUGUUAGUGACAAGCCAAGAUCUGGUUGCCCAAAGAAAUUAUCUCGUGGACAAUUAACAAGACUCAAAUGUCUUGUUAAUAAAAAAACAGGAAUUUCUUUGCGUCGAUUAGCACCAAAGUUUAAAGUCAGUUAUCAAACGGUCUCUAACCAUUUAAAAGCUAUGGAUCAAUCGGUACAAACUAAUCGUGGAUUCUACACGCCUGAUAAAUGUACUACAGCACCACAGAUCAAAUUUAAAAGAAUUCAGAAAUUUGAACCGAAAGUAUUAGUUUGGAUAGCAAUGUCGGAAAAAGGAAUUUCGAAGCCUUUUUUCUCAAAACAGAAGCAAGCUAUUGGUCAAAUCACUUAUUUAAACCAAUGUAUUAUAGCACGUUUAAUGCCAUUCAUUACAAGUCAUCAUACCAAGGGGAAAGCAUUGUUUUGGCCUGAUUUAGCUUCAAGCCACUAUGGCCACAACGUUUUACAGUAUUUGGAUCAAAACGACGUACAAUUCGUACAUAAAGAAUUUAAUCCUCAAAAUUGUCCUCAAGCACGUCCAGUCGAAACAUUGUGGUCAAUACUAAAGAAUAUGGUAUAUGAUGAAGGCUGGGAAGCUAAAACAAUUAAUCAAUUACGUAGGCGAAUUGCGAGAAAAUUGAAAGAAAUAGAUAUUAAAAUUGUCCAACAAAUAUUUUUAGGCACACAAAAACAAUUAAGAAAAAUUGCUGAUAAUGGACCAUAUGAAGCUUGUUUUUCUUAA